Messenger RNA from Necator americanus (New World hookworm), 309 nucleotides. RefSeq lists its product as uncharacterized. The record is from RefSeq and is a predicted model, not a curated record. The coding region runs from base 1 to 309 and encodes 102 amino acids. The transcript has a single exon. NCBI's taxonomy places the organism in Eukaryota, Metazoa, Nematoda, Chromadorea, Rhabditida, Ancylostomatidae.
AUGCAAGAAUCAUCGCCAUUCCUUAUCUCCGUGGAAGAAGUGGUCUCCAACACUUCGACGGACGGGCCACCCACAUCGUCGCCGCUCGAGCUCCCGCCGCUAGGAGGUCAUCAGGACCGGCCGACUCCCAGCAGCACGACGUCUUCUGAGAUGUUUGUGGAUGUCGCGGGCGAUGUCGCAGGCGGCGGCUUGCGCUUUCCACUGAGUAUCAGACGCAGCCAGUUCUCAACAACACCAAUGCUCACAAUUUCACUGCGUAGACACGCCCACUCGUCGCGGGCGACAGCCGCAUACGACGCCGCAACCUAA